CUCCCUACCCGAGCCCAAACACACGAGCCGCUGCCGCCUGUGCUCGUCUUGAGAAGCAACUGGCGGAUCUACCCAACAACUCCGCCAAUUGGACACUCUGCGCCGGGCCUCCGUCUCCAUCUCGCCGUGUUUGUUGCAUUCCCGCAAACCACUCCAUUCCCUCUCCUCGUCAUCGGCCUGUUUUCUCGUUGUUGUUCAUCAUCAUCCCCGCUCCUCCUCGCAUCCCCUGCUCCGCGCGCGUGUGUGUGUGUGCGUGCGCAUGAUCCCAUUCGUCGUCUGUCUGUGCGCCGCCCGUCGCCCUGCUGCUGACCAACGUGUAGGGGGGGCUGCCUGCGGAAAGCUCUCCUCUCUCUCUCUUCUCUCUCUGCACAACAUCACGAAACAUGGGCAAAGUCGGUAGAAAAAACCUCGCGUCGUUGUCGCUGCCUCUGCUAAUUGCAGCGGUCUGCUGCGUGCAUAGCGCGAAUGAACAAGACAACAUGUCGUUUGUGAAGGACACAGUUGAUAGUCUGCUGAGAGGAUACGACAUUCGACUGAGGCCGGAUUUUGGAGGGCCCCCCGUGGCAGUCGGGAUGAGCAUCGACAUCGCGAGCAUCGACAUGGUGUCCGAAGUCAACAUGGACUACACGCUCACCAUGUACUUCCAGCAGUGCUGGACGGACAAGCGGCUCUCCUACACGGUCAUCCCACUGAAUUUGACUCUGGACAACCGUGUGGCCGACCAGCUGUGGGUGCCCGACACCUACUUCCUGAACGACAAGAAGUCGUUUGUGCACGGCGUGACAGUGAAGAACCGCAUGAUUCGCCUUCACCCGGAUGGAACGGUGCUCUACGGCCUGAGGAUCACGACCACGGCCGCUUGCAUGAUGGACCUGCGGAGGUACCCACUGGACGAGCAAAACUGCACCCUGGAAAUCGAGAGCUAUGGCUACACCAUGGACGACAUCGGCUUCUACUGGCGUGGAGGAGACGCGGCGGUGACUGGAGUGAGCGAGAUUGAGCUGCCACAGUUCUCCAUCAUGGAGUUCCGUCUCGUCUCCACCCUCGUGGUGUUUGCCACAGGUUCCUAUCCCCGGCUUUCUCUCAGCUUCCGGCUAAAAAGAAACAUUGGGUAUUUCAUCCUGCAAACUUAUAUGCCGUCAACACUCAUCACAAUCCUCUCCUGGGUCUCCUUUUGGAUCAAUUACGACGCCUCUGCUGCUAGAGUGGCCUUGGGAAUCACCACUGUGCUCACCAUGACCACGAUCUCGACUCACCUGCGCGAGACGCUGCCCAAGAUCCCCUACGUCAAGGCCAUCGACAUCUACCUCAUGGGCUGCUUCUGCUUCGUCUUCCUGGCGCUGCUCGAGUACGCGCUUGUCAACUACAUCUUCUUCGGCAGGGGGCCGCAGCUCCAGAAGAAGGCGGAGAGGGCGGCCGCCAAGGAACACAAUGAGCGCAUCCGGGCCGAGGCCACGGCGGAGAGUCGUAGUCCUGCGCGUGGACGUACGCAAAACAAGACGGUGACGUACUUCAAAAGUUACGAGUUGGCGUACGACGGACUUGUAUGCAACCCACCCCAGGUGAUAAACAGGCCUUAGACAAUGGGAUGGAACUUACUUUAUUCGUGAUAUGAGGUGGUCGGGUCACUCCCAGCGGUGAUCCUAAUCCCCAUGUCGUAGCGUUACGCUGGCACCACUGAGUUCCUGAGUUCAAAUACCAGACAGUCGUCCGUGUGAGAUAAAGCAGUUUCUCACUGGUAUUGAGUCGAUGGUCUGUCUCAGCUCGGUCACCAAUGUUAAAACAUCGUAUACAUUUCGUUGGCCGAUCAUGUGGUUCAUAAAUUGUAUGAUGGUCCCAUGCUUAAGCCUCUAUGUUGAAAUUGAUUCAGGUCUAUUGGCUGGACAUGGCAGAUUUAUUGGGGAGAUAAUUGAAGGUAAUUAUUUCAUGUCAACGUCUUCUGGGACCACUUUCCCGAUGAAGAUAUUGCUCUGUUGUCUCUAGGAGGGUCUCAAAUGGGGACACAUUUUAUUAUGUGACCUGAAGUGGUUGGCACCGUGAGGAUACGUUCAAAUUUUGAAGGAUCUCAAUUGUAAACAGCGAAUGCAUAUCAUUCAAUCGCUAGCUGUUCGAGAUAAUCGGACACAUUUUCGUGGAACAAUUUGAUUUUUAUUUAAAUUAUCUGUCUUUUUUUUAAUUCGGCAGGAGAUCCGCCCCAAUGUUGGCUAAAACGUCACUGCCAUGUUCACAUCGUAGCCGCUGUUGUAAUGGCAGACUCUGUGCGAAGCCCAGAGAACAUCGCGGCCUCGCGCUCCAUUGUCCAUGUUUAUGUUUUUUUAAUAAGCGCAGACAGUCCCUCUGCUGAUUUAGAAUUAAUCCUUUCCCAUGGAUGGAGCACAUAAAGCAUUUCACUGAGGGCUCUUGCUUCCUCGCACUGUCAGGGAUUAUGUUUGUUCUGCAACACAUUUGCUUUGAAAUUCUAUUUUUUUUCUACUGCAGAAAAUAUGCCCCAUAUAAUAAGAUGAGACUAAAAAAUACCCACUUAUACGUAACGAUCUAUGACAGCAUCUUGUUUUUCUUUCCUUUAAUCUGGGUGGUAAUUUCAUCCCAUUGCUUAAUUAUAUCGUCUUCGCAUGCUUCGUAAAUCUUUGUGUACAAUGUUUGCUAUUGUGCUGAUAUGUGCUGCUUUUAUGUGAUUUUAAGUUGCACACAAUCAACUGCUUGAACAAAUAAUGCACAAGCCAUGAUCGAGGUCUGAACUCGAAACGUUAAACACCGUUUCGAACCAGCAAAUGUUCAGAUGUAUGACGUUCAAAUCGUCUUUAAGUGCAAUGUAUAUUGUUUCCAUUCUUUAUAAAUUGAUCAGCGUGUGUUGUUUUUGUAUAAAUGUACAAAUGUGAUGUUAAAUAAUGGAACUAUAGUAUUUUAAAUGCAAACACUGAUUUGACGUUGUAUUUAAACCAAACCUGUUUUUUUUACUAUGAAAAUAGUUUCAUUAAUGGUUUAACUGCCUUUUUGAUAUGUGAACCAAUGCUACAAGGUAAGUAGAAUCAUCGAUGAAUUCACAUCUGCGCGGAUUGUUAUACAGAGCUGCUUAAUAACACCACAACACUCAACAAUCCCCACAUUCGUCUUCACAUUGCUAUGUGGUUCACGUGAUGAUCUAUUACAUUCAACUCAACCAUGGUUGCCUUCAUUUAUCCGAGUACAUUUAUUUUUGUGUUCAAUUGUCGCCCCCCCCCACCCUUUAAUUUCCAUUGAAUGCAGGGUCGCCACCUCUCCCUAAUGUAGACCAAACCCAGACAUAUUUAUCAGUCAGCACGAGGUCUCUCAUCAAAACGGUGCGGUUUGCCGUAAUGUGGUUCAACGCAGCAAACACCGAUACCGGAUCUCGGUACAAAUCAAUUCCUGCAACCUGAACACAGAUCCCAUUUUAGCGGACUGCCCGGGUCAAACCCGGACAGGUGGAAACCUGAAUUUAAUUAAUGCCUUCUGACCAUGAAAUCCUGGCAUCGUGGCGCUUGCUUGCUGCUUAUAAGUUAUACUAACGUUUGCACAGUGUACGUUGUUGCAGUUAUUCAGUUUGCCUUUGGAAAUCCGUGUUCCCCAUACUUUAUAUAUUUCUUGCAGAUUUGCUUACGGUGCAGCAGCUCCGUUCUUUCAGAAUAAGUUGUGCGCCACGAUUGGCAGGGCAUCUCCGUGCAGCGCUGUCUGAUGCCGCAGAGUCAUUUUGAAAAUUUGAUCGAAAAUCCUCGGAGUCGGCGUGCUCGAAUGAUGGCAGCCAUCACGCGUCCCACUCCGUUAAGUGAGAAUGAAUUAGACUAAAGACAUCAUCCCUGUAAGCGAACAUUGAUCAAAACGAUCCUCCAGUCUCCGGAGUGACGACUCGAGCUUGCUUGCCACAGAGCAUAGUUUGCUCGCCAUCAUCAGCAGCCACGUUCCUGCAGCCACCCAAAGAUACCUGCAGAGCAAUGCAUUAAAGUACCACCAUCCGCUGUCGACAUUAAAGAGCCUGUGACAAGAUUGGCCGAAUAACACUCGAGCGCGUGUGUGCGUGUCAGUUAGUUGAGUCGACAGAUGUUGUACAUCUCUGAGAUCAACAUGGCGACUUCAAACAGUUUCAUCACUUCUGAUUCUCUUCAAGAGAGCUGAACAUUGUUAUGGUGUUCAGGAUAACCUUAAGUAUAGGCAAAGGUAGGCCUAAGAAACCAUACUUCCACCUUGCCCAACUAUAUCUCUGGCAAGGUGGCUCAGUGAUAGAGUGAGCGGCUUGCAAUUGGAAGGUCGGAAGUUCAAAUCCUGGUUGGGGGGGAUUUGCCUCGGCCCAUCAUCUUUCCAAAGUCUAUAAAAUAAUGACUGUACUGUGGGAAAAGUCAACAGUCGUUGCGCCAUGGAUAUACUUUCUGCCGCCAUAGACAUGUGGAAUGAAUGGCUCAGGGCUGUCAACGGGAGAUGAGCACUGCCUUCAACGCUCAUUGGAGCAGGAAAUCACUUUGACUUCAUACGCAAAGGCGGGCCCCGAGAAACGUUAACUCCACCCUCGUCCCCUCUUGCCUAAGCGCUGCAAGUGACUGAGGCUCGCUGAAACUGAAAUAUGGUUUCUAGGUGUGGUAUUCGGACAUAACAUGCGCCUCAAAGAUCACUCGUAAACAACGCAAGCUGGAAUAUUCUCCGAAAUAAAAUGUUUUCCCUCUGGCUACUGACAGUGUCCUGGAGCGCAGUAAAUUAAUUUUAACGGUUGUCACCAAGCUGAAAUUGUGCACACACGUGUUUCCAUUCGAACGGAGUUGUGGAUGUAGCAAUAUCACCCAAUGCAGGUUCCAUAUAUAUUUAUCCCAUCAAUUAUAUCUAUCAAUGAUAUCUAAGAGCGCACUCAAAAAGAGAAAAUACUCUACACGAACGUCCCCGUUAAUGGUACUAAUUAGCGUUAAUUUAAAUUCUGGGAUUGUAGGUAGAUGUGUUACGAGUGCAUGCAUGCAUUUGAGCAGUGUCUGUGCUUGCUCCAAUGUAGCCCUUGUACAUAGAUAUUACCGACUUUGCGAGUUCAGUUCAGUACUCUGUGCGCCCAGCGAACAGGCAAAUAUCCUCCUGGCUUAAAUGGGCAAGGGAGGGCCACUCAUCUAUGUCAACAGUCCCUCAGCCAGUGGUACAAAUGUCAUAUUUCUAAGGAUGAGGGGGUCGGUCGGUCUCUCUAGACAGAAUAACCAAAUUCUCAUAAGGUGGUACUUGUUUAAUCGACCUCUAGAGGGAUGUUCGGCCGAGUUGACCCUUGACUGAGAUUUGAACUCAACAACCUUACAGUCGCAAUUCAAGCACUUUGAUCGCGGUAUUUUACUCCGCAAGUAACAGUUUACGUAACGAUGAGGGAGUUUUUAGAUGUUCGGAGGAUGAUUGAAUGUGAAAUUGUUUUGCUUGACUGACCUUCGUAAAACUUGGCAUGCGACUCUAAAAUGUGAAGCCGACUCUGAUGAGGAUGCUGAUUGUGCUGAAGACGGUCAUGCAGUAGCAGUUACUGAUCACAGUGCCAAAUGUCUCAAAAUGUCAAGAAGCCAACAACAAACAGUGCUAUUCAAAGCUGCAAUACACAAGAUUUAACACGUUUCUUUAAUUGACCAAGGUUAUUAUAAUAGCUUGGGAAAAUAGACGAUGGCCGCGAAUUUCAGAGUGGAGGAGUGCGAGGGAGGCAGGAAGAGAAGAGAUUUGACCUGCAGUGUGGUGGUUGAACACGGUGUGGACGAGAUUAAACAAAUUCUGGACAAAUUAUAUCACCAAAAAUACUUUACUGGCUCUUGUGUAAGGCAGCUGAAACAGCAAUAAUUUAAUAUUUUUCUAUCUACGUGACUUUACCGAAAGACCCAAAGAGUAGCAAUAAUUUCAUUGCUACAUGUAAAUAUAUUGCUGCGAGUUCAAUUCACUCGAGCCCACGUGACCUCCAAUAUUCUCACGUAACUUGCUUCAACCACAAUUUGCUUUGGGAAUGAAUCAAUUUCAACUGGAUCCUUAUCAAUGGCACAAUGGAUAGGAGUUGGUAGAUUCCCAUAUUAGUUCCUUAGUCGUCAUAAAAAUGGAUACUGGGUAGCCUUAUUAAUUUGCAUUGACCGCGACCUCAUUUGUGUUGGCACUUGUACGGCACUGGCAUACGGGCACUCAUAAUGUCACUGCACAUUGAAUGAGACUCGAGGACGAAAAUAAUCACCAGGACUGUACCCUGGGACAGAUCGGUUUCCUUGCAGGGAAAGUACCUACACGAGUAUUAACAUGACGAUAGUCAGUACUGGGAUCAUUAUAAAUCUAGCCAGGGCCGUUGGGUCAGUUUAUUUUAAUGAGCACUGUCAUUGAAGUUAAGUAGUCCGCUGUGCAUAGUGGUUUUUUAAUGUAUUCAUAGUUAAUUAAUUACAAAAAUUGGGUGGAGGAAACACAACCCAUGUUGUGUGAUGUGAUUAAACUUAAAUUGAGAAGUCAGAAUGUGACAUUCCAUCAUGUACAUCAUUUUAAUGCUCUCUACCUUGACACGAGGACAUGAGCGUUUGGAAAGUAAAUUUAACCCAUUUUUGUAAUGGCUUUCAACACAAUUCCGAGAUGGUCUCUCUCUUCUCUGGCGAUAAUCGCGAGCAGCAGCCAAAGCCGUCUGAUCUCCAGUAAUUAAAAUUAACCUAUUGGCGAUUAUUUAGGCUUUUUUGUAAACAUAAUUUUCACAUUGACCAUACAUGUCACAUCCAUAUAAUAUCAUGCCUAUUGUAUAUAUGAAUUAUCAUCGACUAACAACUGCAGGGAACAAAACAGAUCUUGAUCAGGGCUAUAAUUAUGAAAUGAAUACUGUACUUUAUCGCCUGAACUGUACAAUGACAUAUUAACGUGCAUUGUUUAUUUUUCCCAAUAAAAACAUAGGUGACUUGUAGGCAUGCAGAGGUAGUCCACGGUUAUGCAAUGGUGAAAUGAAGAGAGACGUCGGCCAAUUGUUGCAAAUGUCAGAGGGCUUUAAUGUUCACUUCACAGCAGACAUUACACUUCGAUAAUUCCAUGACAGCUGAAGUGGACAGGUAGCAAAUAUAAUUGGGCAUAAGUGAGCGUGGUGGCAGUGGGCCACAUAUCAAGCUCCAGCAGGCGUGGCUGCAGGAUCACACAGGCAGGAAGCCUUCAUGUGCGCGAAACAUAACCACUAUCAACACACUGGUGCCUGUACAAGGGAGAACUGCAAGUGGUUUCCGAUCUCCAGUGCAUCGCAUAAGAGUUAUCUUUGUACGUGUGGGUUCUCUCAGGGUACCUCAAUUUUCACCCUAAUUACUGGGGUUUGUUUUUAUCC
Molecule: messenger RNA, 7282 nt
Organism: Petromyzon marinus (sea lamprey)
Lineage: Eukaryota; Metazoa; Chordata; Hyperoartia; Petromyzontiformes; Petromyzontidae
Source: RefSeq, a predicted model, not a curated record